Molecule: messenger RNA, 1180 nt
Organism: Serpula lacrymans var. lacrymans S7.9
Lineage: Eukaryota; Fungi; Basidiomycota; Agaricomycetes; Boletales; Serpulaceae
Exons: 1
Coding region: 153-878 (241 amino acids)
Source: RefSeq, a predicted model, not a curated record
UUUAAAAAACAUAUCAUCUUAUUUCUCACUUAGGCAACCCCUCGCAUUUUGAUACGGCUGUUUUUACCACCAGCAUAGGAUCGUUACGAGAUCUGCAUAAGUUGUGCGUAGCCUUUGCCGUAGGAGGUCAUGAAAUUCUGGCCCUUCCAUCAAUGAUUCGAGAGACAUACUUUAAGUCUUUGAGCCACUUCGAAUUAAGCACCGGCUCCCAGGCUCUCAUAUCGUGCUUACCUCUAAUGGAAGCUAUCGGAUCCAGCCCACUGAGAACACUAUGCUUCUGGUUCCGAUAUGCUUUCUCCGUCCUCUCCAUCCACAGGCUCUUUCAGACCAUAAACUCAAACACACCAUGGCUUAUCUCCCUCCAAGCGCUCACUCUCUCAACCUUCGAAAUCGCCAUAAGUAUCCCCCUCUCCACAUUCGAGCUACUAUUCAACUUUCACGAGCUCAGAACUGUGCGCCUAAGCGAUCUGAGUAUCACCUUGAACAACGAGUUUAUAGGUAGGAUAGUUGAUGCAAGGCUGGAAGAGUUUGAGCUGGACGGGUCAGGUCUUUAUGAUAUCUCUUUGGACUGCCUCGAAGAGUUCGCUACGCGAUGCCCCAACUUGUCGUUCUUGCAAUUGAGCGUCAACGCAACCGACGUUCCCCCAAUCCGGCCCUCACCUCCACGCCAUUGUACGGCGGGGCUAACGAUGCGCUUGGUGAUCUUAUCAGAGUCGAUGAUUACGAACUCCGGGGGCGUCGCAUCCUAUUUGCUAUCUCUCUUCCCAGAGCUCACUGUGUCGUAUGUAGGGAGCGGAUGGGAUGAACAUAUCAAGCGUUGGGGUGAAGUUGUUAGAAUCGUGUCUUUAGCUAGAAGCAAGACCGACUGUCCCUCAUGACUUCUUGAGCGUUCAGUGGUGAAUUGCGGGGGACAAUGUGCGGUAGGGAUAACGCACUUGGUACACUGUUGAUACAGCUUGGGGCUUCUUGGUCUGUAUACUGCUAUCGCGACGUUGGAGGUGUUUUUAGUCGCGAUAAACGGAUAUUACGGACAAUUCUCAUUUCAUGCGGGCUCUGAAUAAAGACGUUGAUGCGUCUGACCGUGAUGUUACUCACUUAUGUACUUGUACUGCCCUGUAAAACCAGUGAAAGGAAUGAAAUUUCUUCAUGAUUGAAGAGUUUGGUCGUAUGCCAUCAUGCG